Solanum stenotomum is the source of this 2523-nucleotide messenger RNA. RefSeq names its product G-type lectin S-receptor-like serine/threonine-protein kinase At4g27290. The coding region runs from base 16 to 2475 and encodes 819 amino acids. The record is from RefSeq and is a predicted model, not a curated record. Gene Ontology annotation, biological process: recognition of pollen; protein phosphorylation. Gene Ontology annotation, molecular function: ATP binding; protein serine/threonine kinase activity. The transcript has 6 exons. Lineage: Eukaryota; Viridiplantae; Streptophyta; Magnoliopsida; Solanales; Solanaceae.
ACCACAGCAUAAUCUAUGGAAGCUAGUUUCUUCCUACUUCUUCUGUUGACUUUCUGCUCUUCUAUACACAGUAGUUUGUCUACAACAACAACCGACUUAAUCACUACAAAUCAAUUCAUCAUAGAUGGUGAAACUAUUGUUUCAUCCAGUGGAACCUUUGAGCUGGGAUUCUUCAACCUCAGCGGUUCCUCAAAUCGAUAUAUUGGGAUAUGGUACAAGCAAAUUCUUCCUCAUAUGCAAACAGUAGUAUGGGUUGCAAACAGAGAGAAACCACUUACCAAUACAUCUUCAGUCAUUUUGAAGGUCACCGAACCGGGAAUACUUGCACUUCUCAAUGACAAGAAUGACAUUAUAUGGUCUACUAACACCUCAAGAUCAGUCCAGAAUCCAGUUGCAGUGCUUUUAGAUUCUGGUAAUCUUGUUGUAAAAGAUGCAAAUGAUGACAACCCAGAAAAUUUCCUCUGGCAGAGCUUCAAUUUUCCAACUGAUACACACUUGCCUGGUAUGAAGAUUGGCAAAAGUUUUAAAACUGGCCAUGAGUUUUACCUUUCAUCAUGGAAGAACGAUAAUGAUCCAGCUCCAGGAGAAUUCACUCGUAGCAUUGAUCCUACAGGAUAUCCACAGAUUCUCACCAAAAGUGGGACAAAUGUAUUAUAUCGUGUAGGACCAUGGAAUGGUUUAAAAUGGAGUGGGGCACCCAUACCACUGCUACAACAAAGCGGACUUUAUAGAUUUGAAUUUGCUUUCAAUGAGGAGGGGAUUUACUAUAUCUUUUCUCUCAUUAAUCACAGCUCGAUUUUAUCAAGAAUGGUCAUGACUAGCAACGGUGAUAUACAACGCUUUGUGUGGGUGGAUCAGACAAAGAGAUGGCAUAUUCACUACAGGUUACCUGCGGAUAAUUGUGAUACAUAUAGCUUGUGUGGUGUGUAUGGAAGGUGUGACAUAGAUAAUGAACCUAUUUGUCGAUGUUUGGAUAAGUUUGUACCUAAAUAUCCACAACAAUGGAAAAAGGGAGAUUGGACAAAAGGGUGUGUUCGGAGGACACCCUUAGAUUGCAACAGGGAACAUGUAUUUAUAAAAUAUCCUGGAAUCAAGUUGCCAGAUACUAAGCACUCUCAGUACAAUAAAACCAUGACACUCGAAGGGUGUAGGCAAGUAUGCUCCACGGACUGCUCCUGCACAGCUUAUUCAAGUCUAAAUAUAAGUAAUGGAAACAAAGGUUGCUUAUUAUGGUUUGAGGAAUUGGUUGACAUCAGAAAGCUGUCGGAAACAGGACAAGACAUUUUCAUCAAGAUGGAUUCUAGAGAACAAGUGGCUGACUUAAAAAAUGUAGAAUCUGAGGUAGGUUCAAACAGAAAGAAGGCAAAGAUACUCGCAGUGAGUUUCUCAUUGUUGGUGGCAACGAUUCUGCUAAUCCUGAUUUUGUUGUGGUACAAACGGACAAAGAAGAAACUGAAACUCAGAGAAGAUUUUGAGCUGCCACUGUUCCCAUUGUCGACAAUAACAAGAGCCACAAAUAACUUUUCGCUCGACAACAAGAUUGGAGAGGGUGGAUUUGGACCUGUUUAUAAGGGAGUGCUGGAAGAAGGACAAGAAAUUGCCGUGAAGAGACGGUCAAGGACUUCCAUGCAAGGACUUGAUGAAUACACAAAUGAAGUUAUCUAUAUUGCCAAACUUCAGCAUCGAAAUCUUGUGAAACUUCUGGGUUGCUGCAUCCAAGGGGAAGAAAAGAUGUUGAUCUAUGAAUACAUGCCUAACAACAGCCUAGAUUCGUACAUAUUUGACCAAACAAAGAAUAAAUUGCUUGAUUGGCCAAAGCGUUUCCACAUCAUCAACGGAAUUGCUCGUGGCUUAUUGUAUCUCCAUCAAGAUUCUAGACUACGGAUUAUCCAUAGAGACCUUAAAGCAAGCAAUGUUUUGUUAGACAUAGAAAUGAAUCCAAAGAUAUCGGACUUUGGCAUGGCUCGAAGUGUUACAGGAAAUGAGAUGGGUGCAAAAACACGCAAAGUUGUUGGGACACAUGGUUACAUGUCCCCUGAAUAUGCAGUAGAUGGGAUUUUCUCGGUAAAAUCAGAUGUGUUUAGCUUUGGCGUAUUGGUGUUAGAGAUUGUGAGUGGCAAGAAAAAUAGAGGAUUUUCCCAUCAAGAUCACAACCUUAACCUUCUCGGUCACGCAUGGAAGCUUUACAAAGAGGAUAGGUCGUUGGAACUAGCUGAUGAGCAGCUAGCUUACUCUUGCAACAUUUCUCAAGUUUUAAGGUCAAUUCAAGUGGGAUUAUUAUGCGUGCAACAACAUCCGAAUGAUAGACCAAGCAUGUUUACUGUGGUUCAGAUGUUGGCUAAUGAGAGUCUACUGCCAAAAGCAAAAGAACCAGGAUUUUUCACAGAACGAAAUGUACAUGACGAAGGAAAAUCAGGAUCGCAGACAAGAAGUUCAAAAAAUGAAGUCACAAUCACAUUAUUAGAUCCUCGGUAGGUGUGACAAAAUAACAAUUUAAAUUUGUGUGCACAUGAAUAGGAAAGA